Molecule: messenger RNA, 1573 nt
Organism: Chlamydomonas reinhardtii
Lineage: Eukaryota; Viridiplantae; Chlorophyta; Chlorophyceae; Chlamydomonadales; Chlamydomonadaceae
Exons: 3
Coding region: 307-741 (144 amino acids)
Biological process (GO): mitochondrial respiratory chain complex I assembly
Cellular component (GO): mitochondrial inner membrane
Source: RefSeq, a predicted model, not a curated record
ACCAUGCGUCAAAGCUCCCUCUUGCUGGCUGGGUCACUAGGUCGCGCGCUUGUCGGGGCGCACGUUGCCGAGCUCAGCGCAGCUACGCUAAGCAGCCGAGCGGCAUCGCUGCAUACAUGUGAAGCGUCUUGUUCCCCCCGCUGCACGGGCGCGGGCGCGCAGCAGCGGGCCAGCGCUGACCGGACAACAUGGGGUGGGGCCGCUGCAACACCCACGACAGCCGCAGCGCUGCACGCCGCCGGUCUCCAGCUCCAGUCGCGGCGGGGCGUACAGGGGUUUGCACGUAUCGCAGAAACAGAGGCAGGCAUGUCCAAAAUGAGCGGCUAUUACGCGGGCGGGUUCUACAUCAACAACGUACAGGUGCCGGGCUCUGUGUUGGUGUCGCACGACAUGUACUUCAUGUGGCGCCCCCGCCGCAUCUCCGAGGUCACGCCCGACAGCCUGAUGCUGCUGGAGGUGCUCAAGCCCGCGCCUGAGGUGCUGGUGUUGGGCACAGGCGCCACGCCGCAGAAGCUGCCGCCGGCGGUGCGCGAGUACCUGCAGCGGCUGGGCAUGCGCGUGGAGGUGCUGGACAGCCGCAACGCCACCGGCUACUUCAACGUGCUCAAUGACGAGGGCCGCGCCGUGGUGGGCGCGCUGCUAGUGGCGGACCCCGAGGCGCGCAUGCCCGAGAACCUGCCAGACGCGCAGGAGCCGCUGUGGGACCGCGCCCCGCUCAUGCAGCGCAGCGGCACCAUCUGAUGAGGCGGGAGGAGGGAGGUGGAGGAGGGGCUGGAGGAGGGAGUGCAUGAGGGGGUGCAUGAGGGCACUGGUUGGGGUUGAGGGGCGGCUUCGGGCAGGCCAGAGUGGUCGCUGGGAGCAGUGAAGGUGGGGGCGAAGGCAACGUGGAAAUAGGAAUGUGCAGCUAGGGUGCGCAGAGGCCAGGGCGGGUCAUGGGUGAGCACAUGGAGCAAAUGGGCACUGGGCGGCGAGGUGCAACACCCCAGAACACAGCAGGAAAUACGGCCCCCUUCUGCUCUUCGGCAGCGGUGGCGGAAGUGGCGCAGGCGGCGACCACCACCGAUGUGCGCAAGUUGGAGCUGCGGGUCGUGUUGAUGAAGCACGAGGCGAUGGAGGGCGUGCUGUCUGGGUGGAUUUGUAAGGGGGAAGGAUUAGGGACAGCGGAUGCAGAAAGGGCAGCUUCUCUAGUUUCUCCGGUGCUGGUGGGUGACAGACUGGCUGGAGCACGCGCAUGGCGUGUUCACAUUCCUCUGAAAGAGUCAAAACAGAUCACUGAACAGAUGUACCGUUGUCUCAAGCGGUGAUGUUGAAAAGGAUGGGAUGCCCCGUGAAGCAUACCAGUAUGCCGGCUUGUCCUACCCCGCCGGGAGUUCUUCCAGGACGUGCGGUGGACGGCCGCGGGGUCAAGGUGCGGUAGCUGUAAGCGUGAUGACGAAGCAACUGGUGAAAGAAUGGUGCCUCGCGUUUCCACGGGAGGGUCUGAUGCUCCUGGAAGCAAAGGAUGUGACCACAACUCCGGGCUGGGGGUGACUGCGUGCCAUGCGGGGGGUGACUGGCACGGAUUCCUGCUCUU